GAAUCCGUGCAAGCUAUUGCGUCGUUGCUUCUCCAAUUCCCUUCUUAUCUAUUGGUGCCCGCCCCUCAAUGGGUAGAUUCUCUCCUUCAACAACCUCAUAGCAUCCAACAUCACUCACCAUGGCGGUGCACAUGCAACCGGCUGGUGGUCAUACCAGCUCCGAUAGCGAAGACCCGUCUCUUCGCGAUCCCACCCGGGAGGAUGAAGCAUACGAUAUGGUUGGGGUCAGUAUUAGUCGAACUCAGAGUCGCAUGAAGGCCCGUCGCACGCCAGCUGCCGAGAAAUCCCGCGUGAUGGACCAGCAGGGCGGAUACUUUGAUGCCAUUCCCGACUCUCCCGAAUCCGACAGUGGUCUCUUUGCUAGCCAUCUCACCCAAGAACCCGAACAAAUGCAAUCCUCGCAACCGCAUCCUGCGCAACCGCAUCCCUCGCGAGGUGCCAAGGAGAAGCUGAAAGACCAUCGGAGCAGCUUUACGCGCUCUCUCCUCAAGACCAGUCUGCCGCUGCGCCCUCGGGCCUGGUCCGGCGACUCCAUCACCAACCUUCGUCUGAAGAAGUUCCUACCGGACUCGUGGACGAAACGCAUCGCCAGCCAGCCAGCGCCACGCAACGUCAAGCCUGCUCCCGGGCCGGCGCAGAGACGAUCUUUGACCGACGAGUCCACGGACGAGCCCAUCUCCGAUCUCAAGCCUUUGGCGGGGGCCACCGCCGCCCGCCAUUCGUAUGCACGGCGGCCGAGUGCUGCCGUCUCGGGCAAAGCGCCGCCGAUGUUGCGGCGCUCAUCCUCUGAUCAGUCGCUCUAUCUGCGACGCUCCUCCACAGCCUCCUCGCUGGAACAGCGCCCUCGUUAUGAGCAUAUUCAUUCCCAGGUAAAUAGCCGCUUCAAGGCCAUCAAGGACAGUCUGCAGGACUCCAGCAGUCGACUUUUAAGCAUGCCCACCUUGCACCUGCAAGAUCUCCGCAGCGACUGGGGCUAUCGGCCUUUCCUCUCCGAGGUCUCCCAUCCCCGAAAGGUCCACGAGGAGGAGCCUGUUGCGCCGCAUGAACAACCGCCAGCUGACCCGACGGGACCCUCGUCGCUGCCACCACCACCACGCACCCGUUCCCCGCGAUCUAGCUCCAGUGCCCAGCACCCUCGCCUAGCUGACGCUAUGGAUGAUCUGACGGGCGACGUCGUCAUUCUAGGAGGCUAUCGAGGCUCAGUUCUGCGUUCUGCCAAACCUCCGCAGCGCCAAUUGUGGGUACCGAUGAAGGUCGGCUUGAACCUGCGCAAAGUCGACCUCGAGGUGGGUCUGAACCCGGAAGACGAGGAACGGAUGGAGGAGACCAUCAUACCGUCCGGAGUCUUGUCGCAUGUCGGGCCCGUGGACAUCUGUCGCCGCCUGAUGAAGCGGCUGCAGAAGUGUCCCAACUCGACGCGCGGGGAUCUGCGCGUCUGGGAUUACGGCUACGACUGGCGUCUGAGUCCGCACCUCCUGGCUAAACGGCUGAUCAAGUUUCUGGAGGGCCUUCCAAGCAAUGCCCCGGGCACGCCCCGUGAAAAGCGCGGGGCAUACGUGAUCGCUCACAGCCUGGGAGGGCUGAUCACGAGACAUGCCGUCAACCAGCGGCCCGAAUUGUUCGCUGGAGUUUUAUACGCUGGAGUACCGCAGCACUGCGUCAACAUCCUCGGGCCGCUGCGCAACGGCGACGAUGUGCUGCUGAGUUCGCGUGUCUUGACGGCUCAGGUCAACUUCACCUUCCGCACCAGUUUUGCCUUGCUGCCCGAGGACGGGCACUGCUUCAUCGACCAGCGCACCAAAGAAGAAUAUCGGGUCGACUUCUUCGACGCGCAAACCUGGGAUGAGUAUCGACUAUCACCGUGCAUCAACCCGGCCCUGCCGGUGAGUAGCCCCAGCCGGGGCUUCGUGAAAGACAACCUUCCUCUUAUCAGCAAACGUCUCUCAACCGUCCUAAACAGCAAAGAAAGCCUUCCGAGCAGUGGAUCGGCUUCCUCAUCUGAUGGCGGCGAGGCAUCCAACUCUUAUAAGCCAGCACCGAACCAGAGUGCCAACCCACCGACCGCAGCGGCGAUGAAACCCGCCCCUGUGGCGCCUCCCGCCGUCGAAGGGGCUAUUGGCCCCAACUCUAACCUACGCGGUUCGAGCAACACCAAGGUCACCACCGCCGUGACCAUCCCGCGGGCCACCGCUAUUACCUACCUCGAGCGCACUCUUGCCGAGGUGCGACGCUUCAAGGAAGAGUUGGUCUUCGAUGCCGCGCAUCAAGCGAACAAUCGGUAUCCGCCGUUCGCCGUGCUGUACGGGAAGUCCGUGCCCACGCUAUACGGCGCGCGAGUCGCCUCGCGGGAGGCCAUCAAACGGCAAGACGCGUACGACGACCUGGCCUUUGCCGCGGGAGACGGAGUGUGUCUGGCGUCGGCGGCCAUGCUACCCUCCGGAUACCGUGUGAUCAAGGGGGGGUUGGUCAAAAGCGAACGAGGCCAUGUCGGUCUCUUGGGAGAUCUGGAAGGUGUGGGCCAAUGCCUGCAGGCGUUGAUCCGGGGUCGCCGAGAAGGAGUGGGACUGGGGCAGUCCCCUGGUUCUUCGUCUUGAUUGUUGUCUUUUGCCUAUACCCCUCGCCCCUUCAUUAGACGCACAUAUUGCUUACUGGGAGCACCUUAGACUCGAUACCCUCUUACUAUUUAUUGUUUAUGACUAUG
Molecule: messenger RNA, 2701 nt
Organism: Aspergillus aculeatinus CBS 121060
Lineage: Eukaryota; Fungi; Ascomycota; Eurotiomycetes; Eurotiales; Aspergillaceae
Exons: 1
Coding region: 120-2594 (824 amino acids)
Molecular function (GO): triacylglycerol lipase activity
Source: RefSeq, a predicted model, not a curated record